UCUACCUUAUCAAAAGACUAGUUGUUAGGUUUCAUGCUGUUCAGUAACUUUUUGAGUGUUAAUUAUCUAUCUAUAUUUUCUGUGCUUCUUAUAUGUUUUAGAUUUUAUUUCUGAAAGUUGUUUCAUAUCCCACAAUAAGUUGCAUGGAUAAAUCGUGGAUCGACAAUGAGGCUAGGUACAAUAUAACUUUUUCAAAACAACUAAAGGUGUUCUUUGUAGCUAUCUUGAUAAUUAACAUAGGGAUUAUGUGUAGGGAGACAAAGGCCUAUAUACAAGGGGUGAACAAUUUUCUAGCUUUUGCAUUUAGAAAUUCCGCAGUUGGGUGCAAGAUAUUAUGUCCAUGUAGGAAGUGUGUUAAUUCCUUUUGGAGAGAGGCUAGUGAUGUGCGAGAACACUUGAUAUGUGAUGGAUUUCUAAAAGGAUACAGAACAUGGACUUUACAUGGAGAAGCUAGCUCCUCUUUUACGAACCAUGGUAGUUAUGAUGUUCCUGAUUUCAUUGAGCAGCCUAGUGAAGAUGAUGAGAUAUCAGACUUGCUUAGGGACUUAGCUUGUGGUUUAGAUGACAGAGGUGAUAUGGAAGAUGACGGAUCUUUUGAGCCACCUAAUAAAGAUGAAACAACUAUUCAUAAGCUAGCAGCGGAUAAUAGUAAAGAAUUGUACCCAGGUUCCAAGUACUCAAAGUUAUGUUUUCUAAUUCGGUUACUUCACAUCAAACUUCUUGGAGGUUGGACCGAUAGAAGUUUUAACUUGCUGGUAGAUUUACUUGCUGAUGCCCUACCUACAGGUUCAGAACUUCCUAAAAACUUUCAUGAAGCUAAGAAAUUGGUGAAAUCUGUUGGAAUUGGGUACAAUACUAUUCAUGCAUGUGAAAACAAUUGCCUUCUCUUUUGGAAGGAGAAUGAAAAACUGAAUUCAUGUCCAAAAUGUGGUGUCUCACGUUGGAAAUCAGAAAAGAAGAGUCUAGAUGGAAAACGUGAGUACAAGGUUCCUAGAAAAGUUCUUCGCUAUUUUCCUAUUAAGAAAAGACUCCAAAGAUUGUUUGUAUCCUCUAGAACUGCAAGUCUCACUAGGUGGCAUGCUGAACGACGAAUAAAAGAUGGUUUGCUUAGACAUCCUGCCGAUUCCAUUUUGUGGAAGGAUUUUGAUCAGAAGUAUCCAGAAUUCGCCGCUGAUAGUCGUAAUAUCCAUCUAUCAUUUGCUACUGAUGGGUUCAAUCCAUAUAGGACUAUGAAUGUUAGUUACAGUAUUUGGCCUGGCAUUUUGAUUCCAUUCAACUUUCCACCUUCAAUGUGCAUGAAGGAUUCAAAUUUCAUCUUGUCUGUGUUAAUUCCUGGUCGAUCCUCUGUUGGCAAUGAUAUGGAUGUCUAUUUUCAGCCACUUGUUUAUGAUCUACUUGAUAUGUUUGUUAAUGGCAUGAGAACCUAUGACGCUUCAAAGGGUGAAUACUUUCAAUUGCGUGCUGCAAUACUUUGGACCAUCACUGCAUUGUAAAUCUAGAUUACAAGACCUGGCUUCAAGCACAUAGAUAUGUCCUUUUCAACUAUCCUAAUAUAGAACCAUACUUAAACAAGCAUGCUCUUUACCUCUCCACCAUUGGGGUUCGAAAUAAACGUGAGAUCACCUGCAUGCAUCAUAAAACCUUUCAUGAGUGGUUUAGAUUGCAUGUUGAGGAAAUGUGUGAGGAAGCUCCAGAGGAGAUCAAAAUUUUAGCUAAGGGGCCCAUGAUGAUCGCACAUCAGUAUAACAGCUAUACAAUAAACGGCUUCAACUUCCAUACACAAUCAUAUGAUGAGAAUAGGUCUGUCCAAAGUAGCGGGGUAGCUCUAGUUUGUGAGACAACACGUUUUGAGAGCGGGAAUAAUGAUAGCCACGUAUUGAGGAAAAACAUCUAUUAUGGUAUCAUAAAAGAAAUUAUUGAAUUGAAUUAUCAUCACAAAGGGAAUGUUACACUAUUUAAGUGUGAUUGGGUUGACAACCGUGUGCACAACAAAUGGGUUAGAACAGAUCAAUUAGGGAUCACCACAGUUAAUUUCAAGCACUUAUUCAAUACGGGUAAAAAGAUAUCGGAUGAGCCUUUCAUUUUAGCAUCUCAGGCAUCUCAAGUUUUCUAUGUUGCUGAUCCAAUUGAUAGUGAAUGGUCUGUUGUCGUACAACCAAAAUCUUGUGAUUUGUUCAGAAGCGAUGAGGCUGAGAAUGAAAUCAUUGAUGAUGGUAAUGAUGUAGUUAUGUUAGUCCCUGAUCUAAACCCAAAUGUAUCCGCUUGUGUGGCUGCUGGAUGUGUCCCAUCUAUGAGAACAGAUAUAGAUGGUGUGAUUGUUAGUGGAAUAAAACAUGGGAAAAAAUCUAAAAAGAAAAAUGGCAAGCGCAAGAGGAAACAAUAAGGGUGGCUCAUAUAAUGAGUAUGAGCAACAAAAGCUUGAAAAUAUUGAAAGGAACAAAAGGAGGUUAGAAGAAUUCAACAUCCCUGCAAUCAUCAACUCUUUGGGGCAGCAACAAAAUCGAUCUAGGAAAACUUCAAAGAAAGUUCAGAACAGAAAUACUGUAUCAACUGAACGUCCAAACUUGCGACCAAGACUACAAAGAAACAAUUGUCAGUUUGAUGAAGAACAUGUGCUUGCUGAUUUGGAGCCAGUAGGAGAUUUCCUUAGUAACAAUGAAGACCUACAGAUUGGUGACCAAAGCAAUGGUACAGUGAGAAAGAAAGGAAGGGGAAUAACGAAGAAAGAUGACAUAUUCUCAAGGACACCAAAUAUGCCUAAACUCAAAAUAUCUCUUAAUGAUUAUGGACAGCCAAUUGGUGAAAACGCUAGGCAACUUUCAAGUGUUAUAGGGUGUCAAGUUAGAAAGAAGAUAUCAAUUGCUUGUGUAGAUUGGAGGCUUGUUGAUGUUAAAAAGAAGUACGAGCUGUGGACUGAAAUAAAGUCAUACUUUGAUAUUGAUGACGCUGCCUUAAAUUGGGUUACACGCACUGCUGGGAGGAAAUGGAAAGAAUUUAAGGCAAAUAUCAAGGAGCUGUAUUUUGAUCCUGAGCUGACUAUAGAUGAUGUUGGGGAAUGUCCAGACAAAAGAAUUAGUGAUGAUGAUUGGAAAUUUCUCUAUAACUAUUGGAAGACUUCUGAAUUUCAGACUCUCUCGAAAGUGGGAAAAGCAAACCGGCAAAAACUGCAGCUGCACCAUACUACUGGAAGUGUGAACUAUGCUUGCUCACAACAUAAAUUGGCUAUCAAACUAGGACGUCCCCCACGAAGAGAUGAAACUUUUAUCAAAACCCAUACAAGGAAAAAUGGUGUUCCUUCAACCUCUGCAGAGCCAAUAAUGGCGAAACUUAAAGAUCUUAUUGAAAUCUACCCAGACUUGAAAGAGCGGACAAUUCAGGAAGGUGAUGCAUAUGCUGUUCUUUGUGGACUGAAAGAGCCAAAAGGAUAUGUCCGUCUUAUGGGUCUAGGCUCGACUCCUCAAGAUGUUGGUACUCCAGGAUUAAAGUGUUAUGCACCAACAAGACUUCAAAUGGAGGUUAUGGCUCGAAAGAAAGCUGAAAGUGACAGGGAUGCUCUAGAGCAACGUGUUUUUGAGUUGCAGGCUCAAAUGGAGCAAAGGGCACAACAAGAUAGGGCAAGUCCCAUGUCACAACACGGUUCCACAUCACGUCUACAUUUGGAUGCAAGGUUGAAUGAAACUGGUGAUGCUGGACUAGAUGAAGGGGAGGAAGAUUAUGUUUCUGAAGAUGAUGUUGAUGACAACUUACAUGACCAGGUGCAUGGUUUAACCUCAUCAAGAACAACAGCACACAAAACAACCGCACCAAGGAGUAAUGAAACUUCUCGCUCUCAACAUGAUGCUCUUGUUGGAAAAGAUGUCAUAUUAUAUGCCUUGUUGAGAUCAGAUCAACCUGUGGCUAAAUGAACAAUAAUUUCAACUAAACCAAACACUAUUCUUGCGGGCCAGUCCCUUGGGAGACAAUGUUGUGAAGUUAUUGUGUCUUGUGUGUUGAAAAGAGAUGCACAUUUGCCUCGUCCCUAUGCCAAUAUGGAAACUAUGGGUGAUGCCAACAAGAUGUCAAUUGCAUGGCCAUACAAUAGAAUUACGAACAAGGCAUCAACACCACCUGCAGUUUGAGGUAAUGCAUGGUGUAAAAAGCUAGCUACUUGAGGACAAGCUGACAUGCUUCGAGGACAAGCUGACAUGCUUCUUUUGGUUUCAAGUUCUUUUGUGGGCAACUUUGUAUCUAAUAGUCAUGCAAUGUUGCGCAGAUCGAAUAGGCAUGAUGGAAAGCUUUUGUAAUGUCUAACCCAUAUACUGUCUCUGAUGACCAAUUGGGUAUAUUUAGGAAUAUUUGUAGCUUAUGACUACAACUCAAUUGUGGAUGUUUAAGUGCUGUCGAUGAAUCUAUGAUUAUUUGAACCUUGUGACUCAUUCAAUCUAUGUGUUAUGUGUGUUGUAUGUUUUCA
This is a messenger RNA of Zea mays, 4450 nucleotides long. RefSeq lists its product as uncharacterized. The record is from RefSeq and is a predicted model, not a curated record. The transcript has 13 exons. The coding region runs from base 2334 to 3905 and encodes 523 amino acids. Lineage: Eukaryota; Viridiplantae; Streptophyta; Magnoliopsida; Poales; Poaceae.